Molecule: messenger RNA, 6236 nt
Organism: Zerene cesonia (dogface butterfly)
Lineage: Eukaryota; Metazoa; Arthropoda; Insecta; Lepidoptera; Pieridae
Gene: svr
Product: carboxypeptidase D-like
Exons: 22
Coding region: 199-4359 (1386 amino acids)
Biological process (GO): proteolysis
Molecular function (GO): metallocarboxypeptidase activity; zinc ion binding
Source: RefSeq, a predicted model, not a curated record
CAUAGCUGAUGUCACGUCAGCUGCGAGUCCGGAUCGCGACGGGCGUGAAUAAACUUUCAUUGCUUUAUUACGGAACAUAAUAAUUUUGCUGUGCGUUCGAGUACAAUGUGCGCCUGGAUAAGAAAGUCAAGUGUUAAUCUCUUGUGACUUGUGUUAUUCUCUUUUGCAGACCAACAUUCCGUUGCAUAAACUCGCAAAAUGGGUGCGAAAUACAAGUUCAUGUUUGUGUUAUUUAUUUUUCUUAUAAGUGAAUGUGUGCCUAGAUCUAUAGAGGAUGACGAGGAGCCGUUCUUGGCGAGUCCUAAAUACACGAAAUACGAAGAAAUGGUCAAGCUCUUAGAUAAGUUAGAAACUUCAUAUCCGGAACUGGCAAAAGUUUACUCAAUUGGAAAGUCUGUUGAAGGACGCCGACUUCUAGUAAUACAGAUUAGUGAGGGUAUACACAAGAUUCAUCCCGAGAGGCCCUCGUUCAAGUAUGUCGCGAAUAUGCAUGGAGACGAGUCUGUGGGUCGAGAGCUGGUUAUUUACUUGGCUCAGUACUUGUUGCUCAAUUACGGCAAAGAUGAUAGAAUAACAAAACUAGUCAACAGUACGGAUAUUCAUUUGAUGCCGACACUGAACCCUGAUGGAUUUGAAGCUAGCAAGGAAGGUUCCUGCGAAUCACCCAACGACUACAAAGGCAGAAAUAACGCUAACGGUAUAGAUUUGAACCGCGACUUCCCAGACCAAUACGAUAAGAACAAAUCGAACGACGAGGAAUACCUGUUCAGGGGCAGGCAGCCGGAGACUGCGGCUAUGAUGCGGUGGCUCUUGGAGAAGCAGUUCACACUGUCGGCUAAUUUGCACGGUGGCGCUGUUGUGGCCAGCUACCCUUACGAUUCUAGUUUCGACGACAACUGCUGCGUCGAGAAUCGUUCGCCCGAUGACGUCAUAUUCAAACACUUGGCGAGCGUGUACGCGUCGCGGCACGAAGACAUGAAGGGGGGGAGCGCGUGCAAGCCGGAACACUUUGACAAUGGUUUGACAAACGGCGCUUAUUGGUACUCGGUUAAGGGCGGCAUGCAAGACUUCAACUACCUCCACUCGAACUGCUUCGAGGUGACCUUCGAGCUGAGCUGUUGCAAGUAUCCCUUCGCGAAGGAACUGCCCAGGUUCUGGAGGGUCAAUCGCGAGCCGCUGCUGGCCUUCAUGGAGCAGACACAGAUGGGGGUCAGGGGGUUUGUGCUAGAUGAGGGAGGAAACCCUGUUAAGAAUGCGCAAAUAAAAGUGGAUGGGAUCGGUCACACGGUGAGAACCACCAAACACGGAGCGUACUGGCGACUGUUGCUGCCAGGAGAAUACAAUAUAACUACUGUUGCAGCCGGUUACUCCACCCCGCCGCCAAUCACCGUAAAGGUGGGUGACGCCCCGACCGUCGUCAACCUCACCGUGCACCGUCGCCCGCGCACCCUCACCGACGAGGUUAAAAGAAGGGCGCGUCACACAAUCGACGGUCUCUCUUCGCCAGACUUCGUUCACCACAGCUACGAGAAGAUGGAGAAAUUCCUGAAGGAUCUGAACGAAAAUUACCCGGAUAUAACGCGGCUGACCAGUAUAGGAAAGUCCGUGGAAGGACGUGAUUUAUAUGUCCUGGAGGUGACUGAAAAUCCGGGAAAGCAUAUACCCGGCAAACCCGAGUUCAAGUACGUAGCCAAUAUGCACGGCAAUGAAGUAGUGGGUCGCGAAAUGCUGCUCCUAUUGGCCAAAUACCUCUGCCAACAAUACACAAACAAGGAUGACAGAGUUCAGAAGAUUUUAAACUCGACCAGGAUUCAUAUUAUGCCAUCCAUGAACCCUGAUGGAUACGAACAUUCGAGAAUGACGGACUACGGUAGCAUACACGGGCGGAACAACGCCCACGAUAUAGAUUUGAAUAGAAACUUUCCCGAUCAGUUUGGAAUUAAUUCGGAGAACAUGACACCAGAACCGGAAACGCUAGCUGUUAUGAACUGGUCUAUGGCCAUACCGUUUGUCCUGUCAGCCAAUCUCCAUGGUGGUUCUUUGGUAGCCAACUAUCCAUAUGAUGGGAAUGCUGUGAUGAAGGACGGAAUCAAAAAUCUAACGCCCGAUAAUGAUGUUUUCGUCCACCUGGCCCAUGUUUACUCUGAAACGCAUCACAAAAUGCAUCUCGGCCAACCGUGCACCAGAGCGAGCCUCGAAAGAUUCCCCGAGGGAAUUGUCAAUGGCGCCGAAUGGUAUACUCUGACGGGAGGUAUGCAGGAUUGGAACUAUCUCCAUACCAACGACAUGGAGAUAACACUAGAACUCGGCUGCUACAAGUUCCCUCCGGCGAGCGACUUGCCCUCUUACUGGGAGGACAACAAGGAUGCCCUCUUGGCGUUUAUCGAACAGGUACACCACGGCGUUCACGGUUUCGUCCACAGUCACAUCGGGCAUAGACUAGCCAACGUGACCAUAAGUGUGGCCGGCAUAAACCAUAACGUGAAGACUGCCAAGGACGGCGACUAUUGGAGGCUGCUCGUGCCCGGCACGUAUAACAUCACCGCGAGUAAAGAUGGAUACGAAAACAUAACGGAACAAGUGACCGUCCCACUGAACGGAUCUGUCAGUCUGAACUUUACGUUGAUGCCAGACGAUCCUCAGCAUUGGUCAUCCGCGUACGACUUCCGAGUAUUAGAGAACAUAGUGAACACGCAGUACCACACGCCACUGGAGAUUUACGCGGCGCUCGCGGAGUUGGAGAACAAAUUUCCGGAUAUUGCCGAAUUUCGAGCUGGAGAUAGUCUAAAGACGUCUAUGUUGCACGAAUUGAAGAUUACUGACGAUGCUGGUUCGCCGGAAGAGGCGAAAUUCCACAUCGGAAUAAUAAGUAACCUCUACGGAUCGCAGCCUCUGGGUCAGGAGAUGCUUCUGAACUUCGCGCGUCACCUCUCCACUGCGUAUCAGAUCGGCGAACCGAUUCACAGGCGCUUGCUCAAAAACGCAGUGUUCCAUUUCAUACCAAAUUUGGAUCCCCUUUUCGAGAAGGUCCUGAAAACCUUCGAUGGCACCGAGAAGUGUGAUGUGGAAGUACUGGAAGAGGAGUUCGGUGACAGCGUCUAUAAUUACCUAACCAAGAAGGACCCUAAUCCGUUGUCGAAUUACACGAGAGAGAAGGCGUUCAUCAAUCUCCUGCAAAGCGAAAAGUUCGAUUUGGUUCUCGAACUUUCCUCCGGGACCGAAGAUGUCGCUUUUCCAGAAUAUUCCAAGAACAUAAAUGAGAAAUUCGCCCAGAAGUAUAGAGAUAACAGGGCUUUUGUGGAUAGGUAUCAGUGUAAGACAAGGAACAAUAUCGUCCAUGGGAACCUGAUUGAUCUCUUGUUUGAACGAUUCAAUACUCCGGUGAUUUCUGUGGGGCUCAGUUGUUGCAAGAUGCCCUCGAACAAAGACAUUGCGUGGGUGUGGAGGGACAAUCUGAGGGGAAUUAUGAAGUUUAUUGAAUCUGCAAACACAGGUAUAAUGGGGUAUAUAAAGAACGAGGAGGGUGGCGCGAUGCGCGAGGCGAGCCUGGCGAUCGCGGGCACGUCGCGCCAGUACCGCGUGUCCGCCAACGUGGCGCUGUACCGCGCGCUGCUGCCGCCCGGCGACUACCGCGUCAUCGUCCGCUGCCACGGGUACCAUGAUCAGAUGCUAACAUGGCGAGUAGUGGAGGGUGUGGUCAAACAAAAGGACAUUAUAAUGAAGCGAAUCAAUGCGGAACCGAUGCCAGGCCAGCUACAGCCGAUACACCUGGCGAAUGAUCCAGAUCAAGUGUAUGUUACUGGUCUGGCUUUGGACCACAACAGUCUACCUCUGCCGACAGACCUUACCGUAUACCCAUUGGACUCUAAACGGCCUCUCACCUCGAAUAUGACGGACGUGAAUGGUCGGUUUGUAGUGACUUUACCAGUGACUUAUAUGGGACACGAGGUCAGAAUCGUGGCUGACAGCGAUGGUUAUAUACCGACUAGUAGACAUAUUAAGAUAAGUAGCAGCGAGAACGUGACGCCGAAUGUUCUGUUCAAACUGGAGCCCGAUGAUAAAGUUUUGGGCAUGCCGCGGCUAGUAUUCGUCAUGGUUGCAGGUAUCCUAGGCGUGUUCGUAGUGACAAUAGGCGCUUGGUGCUUCAGCUGCCGCGAGCGGAAGGACUCGAGGCGGGAGUAUCUCUUCACCCAGCUGCCGGCUGAUGAUAAGCGGCCGCUGUGUGAUGACGCUGCUUAUGAUAUUAUCCGGAAACCGUAUUAUGAUGAAGAGGAUCUUCCACCAUCAGAAACAGACUCGGAAGACGAGGUCGUUCUACUCAGAUCGGAUACGGAGUGGAAACAGAUGGCGAAAGAAUAAAUGGAAAUUUCUAAAAUGUUCUUGUAUAUUAUAUAUACAGUACUAAUGAUGUAGGUCUCAAAUUUAAUUACGUUUUGGGAUAGAUAUCUAUUUCUCUUGAUAGCUGAUCAACUGCCGCACUCAGAUAUAUUAAAGCCAACAGAGAGCCAAUUAAACAUUUUAUGUAAUUUGUUUAAAGUGACCCUAUAAUAUACUUUCAUGUGCAUUUACAAAAUAAUGUUUUAUAUAUCAAGCAAUAGGAGAAAGUAACAAAAUUUAUCACUUUGUCUGAGUGCGACAGAAGAAUCUAGAAAAUUUGUGUUGUGUCUCUGUCAUUCUAAUUAUAUUUUACGUAUGGGUGAAUGUGACAAUACAUCGGAGAAGACUUUCACAUUAUUGACCGAUCGAAUUUAUAAGGCUGAUGAGUGUAUUAGUAAAAGAUUUACUCCAUUCCAUAUAUUUUAUGAAAAAUAUAUAAUAUUAUAUAAAAAUUAUAUAAAUAAUAUUAUCAAUCCAUAAACCAUAAUUUUCUUAACACAGAUUGCCAGAGCAGAUCCUAGUUGGAUUUCAAAAAUAGAUGUUUACGCGCUAAGAUUUUUUUUUUAAUUCAUUCGUUCGUUUUUCAAAUGAUGAUUUACGAACGACCGCUACUUGAUAUUUGGGCGAAUAGAAUUCAGUUUAAUACCGUCUGUUAAUGAUUGGUCUAAUCAAUAAAAUAAGUCAAAUCAUUACAGUUACUAAUGACACAUUUUUUUUAAACAUGAAUUAUAUACUAACCUUUUCCUUAAAGAAAGAAUAUGAUAUUCUGUCAACGCAUUUAAUGUAUUGAAUGGAGUGAUUUUGACAUCAUAUACGAAUGCAAUGAACUGAGUAAUUUAUAAUGACUGUAUUUUUAAAUAGGUUGUUUUUUUUCUGGCUAUGCACUCAUAAACUUCCAUACUAUAACUUCACCUCGCUCACAAAUACUUUUUAUACGCACAAUGCUCAUAUACUCAGUUCAUUUCUCAUUCCUCACAUUUAGUAUAAUUAUUGCAUAUAAAGCAUAGAAUUUUAAUAAAUACGAUAAGUGAUUUUAAGUAUUAAAAAAAAAUUCCACAAACUAUUUUGACACAAAUAUCUAUUUUAAUUUAUACUAAAUUAUUUAUUAUUUAUUAGAUAUAUAAUGAAAUUUUAUUUAUUUCAUUCUUGCAAAACUUAAACUCUUUGUAAAAAAAUCAUGAUGAUUCAUGGUAUUAAAUAGAUUCAAACAGAAAUUUUCCGCUCUCUUUGAAGCUGAUUUAAAUCAUGAAUAAUUUCUAGAACAAAUGUUUUGACAAAAUUAUCAGUAUUUGGUUUUCUAUAUCUACAUGAAUUUAUACGAAAAUAAACAUUCCUUCUUUUUUUCAUCAAUUUAUAUUUUACAUUCUCAUCUAUAUAGCUUAAGUAAGUAGUUCCUAGUGAAAACUUGUAUGUAUUGUUUAUUAAUAUACUGUUUUUGCAUAAUGCUUUUAAUGGAACACAUUCCAGUGUGACAAAAUAUACAAACACAUAAUAAAUAAACUUUACCUACGUUUUGACGUAAGUAUCUAAACAUUUCAAUUUUAUUAAUCUGUAACUUUUUAACAACUUAUUAUAUAUUUUGAUGGUUUUUUUUACAGUGUAUAUGGUAACAUUUCUUCUAUUAUUUUAAUAUACCUAUAUAUUUUAAUUAUAUUAAUCAAUUAAAUUUUUUAUGAUAUUUUAAAUUUAUUCCUUUUACACUGUGUUUUAAAAUCGAAUCUCAAUUGAAAGCAAUACAUAUUAUAACAUUAUUAUUAUAUAAUUAUUUAAGGUGCUAUUGUUUAAAAAACUAUAUUUAUUUUAGUAUCAUGCUUUCAUGUGAUAGUUCAAUUUUAAGGUAUAAUAAAGUAUUAAUAUAA